This is a messenger RNA of Auxenochlorella protothecoides, 822 nucleotides long. RefSeq lists its product as hypothetical. NCBI's taxonomy places the organism in Eukaryota, Viridiplantae, Chlorophyta, Trebouxiophyceae, Chlorellales, Chlorellaceae. The record is from RefSeq and is a predicted model, not a curated record. The coding region runs from base 1 to 822 and encodes 273 amino acids. The transcript has a single exon.
AUGCCCGCCCAUCCACCCUCCUCACCCGCUUCCCAGACGGAGGGUCUGCAUGUGGCGGGAGCCCGGAGCAGCAGGCGGGGCCCCUCCUCCCCCGCCCGCGUCUCUCAGCCCGGCGAGCGGGCGUGCCACCUCGGCGCCGCCGCGCCGCACCAGAGCGGCUCCGCCGGUGCCACGGAGGCCAUGCUGGGCCUCUCCAUGCAGAGCUCCGGCAGCCUCCCCAGCGACACCCCCCCCAUCCCCAUCCUGCGCUGGGGCCACCGCAACCGGCGACUCAACUCCCAGCCCGAGCUGGGCGCCUCGGAGGAGCAGUACCCACAAUGCUGGGGCCGCACCUUCCCCCCCACAUCUGGCCACAGGAAUGCCCUGCUGCGGCCCUCUGUGCAGCCGGUGGCCCGUCCCAUAUGGUCGCCGACGUCGGCCUUCCAACCCUACGCGCUCAGCACGGCGCCAGAGCCAGGGACCAGCGGAAUGGUGCCCCCUGCGGCGAACCCUGCCGAGUGGGCCCGGCCCUCCCGGGAGUACGCCCAGGCGGAGCACGGCACGGGAGAGCAAGCAAGAGAGCCUCGCCCCCUCUCCGAUGCCCAUGAAAGGUACACAGGCCUGGAUGCCCCAGACACGCUGCAGCGCACCUCGGAGGCUCACCAGCACGGCCCGGCGGCGCGGCAGUCGCCCCCGGGAGCCCCAGAGCCGCCCAAGGCGACGCGGCGCCAGCUGCUGAACGUACUCCGACUGCUGCGCAUCCUGGGCCAGCGACAGCAGAUCGAGGCAAGGCGCGAUCCCCCUGCCUACCAUGGCGGCUCUUUCCAUGGCGCUGGAUGUUGA